CGAAAAGAUUCGCUUGAAUCUCAUCUCUUGAACACGCACUUGACCAGCGCCAUGUGUCAGUCUCGGCAGAGGAGCCGAUGACGGCCAAGGAGUUGGACACCUUGUUGUCAUUGGCCCUGCGCUCCUCUACCAUCGAGUGGGCGGUGAAUGUACAGAUUUGCGACAUGGUCAAGGAGAACCAGUACUUGGCGCCCCUGACCAUGGACCGCAUCAACGAGCGUUUGCGCAGCGAGUCGGCCCGCUCGGUGCAGUUGGCGCUGAGCCUCUUGGAGAUGUUGGUGAAGAACUGCGGCUUGGUGGUGUGCAGAGCCAUCGAUGCAGGAGUGGCCGAAACACUCGUAGGGAUCGUGAAGAAGAAGGAAAGCUGGAGGUAUGGCUUUGGGCGGAACCUGCACAAGUCAGGGCUGUCGGACUGGCUCCCACAAGGAGUUGCCAUCGGUGAGGAGAAGCGCGAACUCUGGCGACAGGCCUCGCACAAGGUUCUCGAGAUCAUGCAGCUAUGUGUGGACGCUUUCCUCAUGCAUGAGGGCUCCUUGCGGCCGAUCUUCGGGGCGUACAAACAGCUCCGGCAAGAGGGCUACGACUUUCCUCGUUCCUCCACAGGGGUCGCAGCGGACCUGUGUUUGGUCAAUGGAGCCGAAGACAGUCCCGCCUACCUGGCGGGUGCUGUGGACCGCCCUUCCGCGCCCCGAUCCGCGCCCCCGCCGAAAGCGCCGGCGCCGGCGCCGAGAUCUGCGGACGCGGAGGAGGAGAGGGGAUUGUGGAAGUGGCCCGGGAAGACGCCAAAGAGCGUGUGGAGCAACUGGUGCAGGCACUGGAAGAGGGCCGGGACUUUGAUCCCUUGGAGUUGGAGGAGCUCAUCACCCUGGUGGAGGACAUCUCGGAGGUGCUCCGGUCCAUGGGAGUGGAGACCGAUGCGCCCGAGCCACGGAACAGCUCAACAGAGGUGCCGCACUCCGGCGUGCACGACGUGGCACAUGUCAGCGGCUCAAAUGGACAGGAGUUGCUCAUCACAGGCCGGAGGGCCUCGGCGACGUCGACCAUGGAGCCCAAGCACCUGAGUGGUGGGUAUGCCCCACCCGCGCCCGCCCCCUCGGAGCGGCAGUGGCGGGGAGCGCUCACAGCGCUGAGCUCCGCGGAUGGUGAGUUGGCGGCCGGCGAGGACCCAUUGUUUGAGGCCCCAAGCCAUUCAGCUGGCGAGUCCUUGCUGGGUGGUCGCAAGAAGAAGCCGGUGGGUUCGUGGAGCCAAUGGGCUCAAUCCAUGCGACAUCUCACAGGCUCUGCCCCCAGGCGCUUGGGGGAUGGUGUGCCAAGGAGCGCGUAUGCUGAGAUUGGCGAUGACGCAGGCCGACCCUUGUUUCACUAGUUGAAAAGGCUGACUCAAUGGGCAGGUAGGGCAGGG
Molecule: messenger RNA, 1402 nt
Organism: Durusdinium trenchii
Lineage: Eukaryota; Dinophyceae; Suessiales; Symbiodiniaceae
Source: the annotation of a GenBank genome assembly